AUGGAGUUCACCACUAACUCGGGAGGCUUCCAGUCCCGUCGAUCAUACCCAUCCCUCCGCCAUAUCUCUAUAGCACCCUUAACCCCACGAUUCCCCAUUGAUGACGACACGGACCUAACAGACUACUUCAACAACUCCGACCAUGAAACUCCAGCCAGCGGCAGUCGCACACCCCCAGCAUCGUCCUAUAUAUCCAGCGUCUCAGUCCCAAGCACGCCACCGAUCCUCUCCCACUCACGCAGCAACUCGCGAAACCGUCACACGCGCAGCAAAAGCUCCACAGGGAGAGUAGCCUUAAGCGACACGAACCUACACAGUCGGGACCUAGGCUACGCCCUCCACCACAUUCCAAAUACGCACAAAAAACAGCCCAGCAUCUCAUACUCGCAAGGACGACGUCCCCUCCCAGACAGCACGCCGAACCCCGAAUCCGACGCAGAAUGGAUACUCCGCGCCGGAAUUGCCCUGGCUUCCUCGACCCGCGAGGAAAAAGGCCAAAGCUGGCUCUCCAAGCGCGAGUCCUCUACAAGCCUCGUCCCAGACACGGCCUUGGACGAAAUACUCACUAAACGCCACCAUCACCGCACCAAAUCAGGCGCCUCGUCACGCAUUUCUCGCUCCGGCGCCUCAACCCCAGGCGGAGCCGGGGCCUUCUCCCGGCGCACCUCCCGCUCCCGCGCCGGCAGCAGACCCGGCAGCAGCAGAGUCCAUCUAACCAUGACCACCAUCCCGGCUACCUCCCCGACCACAGCAGAGAAGGAAGUAUCCUUCAGCUCAGGCACGAAUACCGGCACGGCGAGCCCCGAAGCGCGCGGGCGUAUGCCUGCCCUAGUGCCUGACUUCGUGGACGCGCGUAUCCGUGCAGAGAUGGCAUCGCUACAGCACUGCGAGAGGGUAUACCCAGACGAAGACUCUGUGUACUGGGAUGGGGCGGGCUCCGACUUCGACUCGGAUUUGUCAGAGUACUCUUUCGACUCCGACGAGAUGCCGGAUGACUUCGACGAGGCGGAUCUGCAGCGGCUGACGCGCGAGCGCGGGUUCGGGCUCGGCACUUUGAUUGAUCGGUUAGUUGAGUGGACGCUUUUCGGGGUUGAUGAGUGGCCUGCGGCUGGUUCGGCUGUGGAGGAUGCUUCGCGUAUUGGUUCGGCGGAUACUACUACUGUUACAUUUGAGGAGCCUGUUUUGGUGGCUGGGCGGGAUGAUGAUACGAUUUCGCUUGGUUCGGUUCGGGAUGGGGAUUUAUCGGAUGAUGGGGAGGGUUCUAUUGGUAGUGCUGCUUCUAUUGAGAAGCCUGGGAGUCAGGGAGGGUGGGAGGAUGCUGGGUGGUUGAUUCGUUUGAUGAAGAGGGCUUUGGUAUAA
Molecule: messenger RNA, 1359 nt
Organism: Penicillium psychrosexuale
Lineage: Eukaryota; Fungi; Ascomycota; Eurotiomycetes; Eurotiales; Aspergillaceae
Product: DUF3984 domain-containing protein
Exons: 2
Coding region: 1-1359 (452 amino acids)
Source: RefSeq, a predicted model, not a curated record